GCGAGUGGCAGAGCGGCUGCCGUCACAGUGUAGCCUCUCUGUGCAUCGCAGGCUUUCAGCUCGCUGGCAGUAGCUGGGGCUAGGGGGCGGGGCGAAGCCGAGCCCUUGGAGAGGCCUUAUUAUGGCGAAUGAGGGAGAGGCUACGGAUCCGGAGAAGACAGAUUCUUUUAAGCUGCUGGGAAUACUUGAUGUGAAAAAUAUCCCUUGUGCUCGGGAAUCUGUGCUCUAUGGAUCCUUGGGUGGUCUAGCUGUGGGCCUUGGACACUUUUUAGCAACUAGUAGAGUCAGACGAUCCUGUGACUUUGGAGUGGGAAGUUUUAUCCUGACAACAUUAGGAUAUUGGGUCCAUUGUAGAUACAGUAAUGCAAAAUUAAAGAUCCAGCAACGAAAGCUUCAAGAAGCAAUAAGAAACAAGAUUUUAUUUGAAGGCACAAAGUUCGAUCCAGAGAAGCAAAAAACAAGCUCUGAAGGAAGUCGUUCGUAGGCUUUGCAACAAUGCUUAAGCCACUGUAUUAAAAACUCAUUUGAGAAGCUAGAAAAUCUGGCUGUUGCCAAACUUGAGGUGGUGGUUUUCUAGCUACCCUCAGCAUUUGUUUUCUAUUUUACUUCCAUGGUUGCAUACUGUGAUCUUGUUUUUUGGGGGGCGGAGGGAGGAGAUCUGCUUAAGAAUGAUAUAAGCUAACAGCUGUGCUUAGAACACUUCUUCAGAAUAGCAUGAACUGGAGCAAAAUACUUUGGGUUUUGAAGAUUAUUCAGCAGUAGGAAGUGCACCUAAUCAAAAUCAAACUUGAAAGGCUAUGGAACAACUUCUGAGCCAAAUCUGUAUUUCUGAGACAUAUUGAUUGUAAUGGGUGAGAUCUAAGCAUGUUUAACCUGAAAUCAAUGGCCUGUAUGCUUGUUUUAUUAAGUAUAAUUGGUUAAGCACACUCCGCCUCAAAACCCUGUUUCAAUGAAAAUGUUUAAAAGAAUAGUGUGACAUUUUACUGUUUGCAUUGUCACAAUCUUCCACAGAAAAAACAGGAUGAACCUUUUGCCCUGAAAUGAUGUAAAUGUAAAUUUAUUUGUUUAAUGGCCACUAUAUAUAUUUCCUGACUUAAUGGUAUAUGUAGUAGGUAAUUUGAUUAGUUGAGGUGCUUGUGCUACAGUUACAGAGUUCUUUUCCCCCAGGAAGGCUUAGUUCCUUGUACUAUAUACUUCAGUCUCAUUUCAA
Messenger RNA from Hemicordylus capensis (graceful crag lizard), 1210 nucleotides. RefSeq names its product cytochrome c oxidase assembly protein COX20, mitochondrial. Gene Ontology annotation, cellular component: mitochondrial inner membrane; mitochondrion. Bases 122 to 484 code for a protein of 120 amino acids. The transcript has 4 exons. Gene Ontology annotation, biological process: mitochondrial respiratory chain complex IV assembly. The record is from RefSeq and is a predicted model, not a curated record. Lineage: Eukaryota; Metazoa; Chordata; Lepidosauria; Squamata; Cordylidae.